Aspergillus tanneri is the source of this 840-nucleotide messenger RNA. Its product is annotated as translin family protein. Lineage: Eukaryota; Fungi; Ascomycota; Eurotiomycetes; Eurotiales; Aspergillaceae. Bases 1 to 840 code for a protein of 279 amino acids. Gene Ontology annotation, cellular component: cytoplasm; nucleus. Gene Ontology annotation, molecular function: RNA binding; RNA endonuclease activity; sequence-specific DNA binding. The transcript has 2 exons. The record is from RefSeq and is a predicted model, not a curated record.
AUGGCUGGCACUAAGCGUUCUUGGGAAGGCAAACCACUCCGUGACGACGGCACUCAAACCCAAACUGCCAUAGCGAUGAGUGAGCCAUCCGGCCAGAUUCUCUCGAUUUUCAGGACCUUUCGCGACGAGUUAGACGAGCAUCAUGAUCGGCGCGAGAGAUUGGUUAAAAUCUCAAGGGAUAUCACAGCAUUGAGCAAGAAGAUAGUCCGCACUAUCAAUGCGCCCAUCCCCGCCUCCAUCGCCAAAGAAACCCAAUCCCGCUUCACCCAAAUCCAAGACCUUUUCCGUUCCACUGUUCCAGAUAUAACUGGCAUAAACAACUGGCGCUACCAGCGCCAACUCAGCGGCGCUGUCCAAGAAUUCAUCGAGGCCAUUUCCUUCCGCCAGUACCUACAGACCCAAACCCUGAUUUCCCUCGAGGAAGUCACCACUCAACUUCCAUCGGAGAUCCUCGUCACAGAAGAAGAUUACCUGAUGGGGUUAUUUGACCUGACGGGUGAAAUGAUGCGGUUUGCCAUUACGACAUUGUCGACGGGUGCACAGAAGCAGCAGACAGACUCGACGGAGGAAGUAGAGAAUACAGGACAUUCGAAACUGGGCGAUUCGCAGGCUGGAAUUGUAGUUGAUUUACGAGAGAUGAGAUCGCUGUUCGAGGGAUUGAGUGUUCCGCGUCGUCAUAAUACGUUUAUGUAUAAGGAUAUGGCAAAGAAGAUGGAUGUGAUGCAGAGUAGUGUGGAGAAGGUUGAGCGUGCUGCGUAUGGGAUUUUGGUGCGUGGGAGCGAACGGCCUGCUGGGUGGAUGCCAGAUCUGUCGGCGCCUGUUGAGAUGGAGAGUUAUUGA